CCACUGGGCUGUGCCCAGGUUCAGAGCCAUGCCAAUCGGUGGGUGAAACUCGAGGCAGUGAUGGAGCCACUGCAGCAACAGAAGCAGCCGCCGCCACCGCCACCGCCACCGCCACCACACCUGGCUCCUCUGCAGAUGGAUGCCAGGGAGAAGCAGGGACAACAGAUGAGGGAAGCCCCAUUCUUAUAUGCCCAGAAGUUGGUCGUGCAGCAGACUCUCCUUUCCGCCACCCCUGGGAGGUCUUCUGGCAGCCCUGCCCUGGGGCCCUUAGCCAGAGUUCCACCAGCCACAGCAGUGGCCCGAGUGUUUGAACGGAGCAACGUGAACUCAGAGCCUGAGGAAGAGGAAGGAGGUCUGGAAGAUGAGGAUGGGGAUGAUGAAGUUGCAGAGGUGGCUGAGAAAGAGGCCCAGGCUCCUUCAAAGUAUUUUCAUGUGCAGAAAGUGGUUCGCCAGGACCCCAGAGCAGCACCCGUGUCCGGUCUGCUUCCAGCGCCGGGGCUCCCGCCGCGGGGACAGCAAGCUAAAGAAGACCAUACCAAAGAUGCUUCCAAGGCCCCACCUUCCGUCUCCACAGCUGGGCAGCCGAGCUGGAAUCUGGAUGAGCAGCUCAAGCAGAAUGGUGGUUUGGCCUGGAGUGAUGAUGCGGACGGAGGCCGGGGAAGAGAGAUCUCUCGAGAUUUUGCCAAGCUGUAUGAACUGGACAGUGAUCCGGAAAGGAAAGAGUUCCUGGAUGACCUCUUCGUCUUUAUGCAGAAGAGGGGGACUCCCAUCAACCGAAUCCCCAUCAUGGCCAAGCAGAUCCUGGACCUAUAUAUGCUGUAUAAGCUGGUGACGGAGAAGGGGGGCCUGGUGGAGAUCAUCAACAAAAAAAUCUGGCGGGAGAUCACCAAAGGCCUGAACCUGCCCACAUCGAUCACCAGCGCCGCCUUUACCCUGAGGACCCAGUACAUGAAGUAUCUCUAUGCCUACGAGUGUGAGAAAAAAGCCUUGAGCUCCCCGGCCGAGCUCCAGGCAGCCAUCGACGGCAACCGGCGGGAGGGCCGGCGGCCCAGCUACAGCUCCUCCCUCUUUGGCUACUCGCCUGCUGCUGCCACUGCUGCCACCGCCGGGGCCCCCGCCCUGCUCUCCCCACCCAAGAUCCGCUUCCCCAUCCUCGGGCUGGGCUCCAGCAGUGGCGCCAAUGCCAGCAGCCCUCGGAUAUCCCCAGCAACCACUCUCAGGAAAGGUGAUGGAGUCCCAGUGACGACGGUGCCUGUGCCAAACCGCCUGGCUGUGCCCGUGACCUUGGCAGGCCAGCAGGCCGGGCCCCGGACGGCCGCGCUGGAGCAGCUGCGGGAGCGGCUGGAGUCAGGGGAGCCCCCGGAGAAGAAGGCCUCCCGGCUGUCGGAGGAGGAGCAGCGCCUGGUGCAGCAGGCCUUCCAGCGCAGCCUGUUGAGCAUGGCGCGCCAGCUGCCCAUGAAGAUCAGGAUCAACGGCAGGGCAGAAGACAGAACAGAGGCCUCGGCCGCAGCGCUGAACCUGGCCACAGGCAGCAUCGGGAGCAUCAACAUGUCCGUGGACAUCGAUGGCACCACCUACGCAGGUGUGCUGUUUGCCCAGAAGCCCGUGGUCCACCUCAUCGCAGGGUCUGCCGCCCAGAGCAUGGGCGGCAGCGGCAGCGGCAGCUCUCACUGCUCAGCCAGUCCUACCUCGUCCCGGGGCACCCCCAGCGCGGAGCCCUCCACCAGCUGGUCCCUCUGA
This is a messenger RNA of Puma concolor (puma), 1740 nucleotides long. The record is from RefSeq and is a predicted model, not a curated record. Lineage: Eukaryota; Metazoa; Chordata; Mammalia; Carnivora; Felidae.